Messenger RNA from Biomphalaria glabrata, 4511 nucleotides. RefSeq names its product fibroblast growth factor receptor-like 1. Lineage: Eukaryota; Metazoa; Mollusca; Gastropoda; Planorbidae. The transcript has 10 exons. The record is from RefSeq and is a predicted model, not a curated record. Bases 721 to 2187 code for a protein of 488 amino acids. Gene Ontology annotation, molecular function: fibroblast growth factor binding; fibroblast growth factor receptor activity. Gene Ontology annotation, cellular component: plasma membrane.
CUUUUUUUUUCUUUCUACUUCUUUAUAGCGUUCUUUUUUUCUUUUCCGGACCUCGUUCAUCCCUCACGCGCUAAUUGGAAGGGCGGAGCUUAUGUCGAGUUCGCAAACCAAUCAUUUCGUGAAACCCGCCAUUGGCGUGGUGCUAAUUAGGUGCGGGGUGGGAACCACAGUCUCGGCCAUAGUCUCAAAGAAAAAAAAAUCACUGGUAUCACAUCUAGAAUAUAGACGGUAUGAUUUCUUACUGUUAAGUGUCAACAUACGCGAGACAGGCACGCCUAGCUGCUUUCUCCCCCUUGAGACGAUCGGAACUUUUAGGAUAAUUUCAUUUGAGUCUGACACGAUCAUGAGUUGGAUAAAUCAGGAUCACCAGAAAGAUGACUUGCUGUGUGAAGUAGAUCUAGAUCUACAUGUAAAGACAAUUUAAAGACUUGUGAGCUGGCAUUGUUCAAGUUUUUAGCCAAUCUCUGGAAUCGUUAUUAUAAUCUAGAUCUAUAUCUCUAGAUUAUAUAGUCUAGAGAUCUAUUGUAGAUUAAUCCAGAUCCAGGAGUCUGAUGACAAUUCUGUGGAAUGUGUUGAUUUAUGGAGUACUUCAUUUCCAACACAGCUACGCAUCAUUCGUUCCAAUUGAAAUUAAAGUUCCUGCUGUAGACUAACUGAGGCUUUUAUCUUCGCGUUUACAUUUCACUUUGGAUACUUAUUUUUUCCUUUGUGUGGUUUGCCAUGGGAGUCGUGACAGUUUAUCAAGGGCUGCUGUUUCUAUUAGCACUUGUGUUUUGUUCUGCCAAUAGUCCUCCAUCACUAUCAGGAAAAGUAAUGCAGCGAGUACCAGUAAGAAUUGGGAAGAAUAUAAAGCAGCCGUGUAAUGCCCAGUCUGACAUGCCAGAACUUACUCAGUGGAAGAAAGAUGGACAGUCCAUUAACCCAGGCUGGGACAGGUUUAAGAUAUCUCAGGAUGGUGAACUACGUAUCAGAGAUGUGGAGAAGUCUGAUGCUGGACUCUACACUUGUAUUGCUACAAAUGGAUUUGGCAGUGUCAAUGUUAACUAUACAAUUAUUGUUAUAGAUGAUGAGAAGCAAGUAUUCUAUGAAGGAGAUAAAGAAUACCAGAUCACUGCAGAUGAGGACCUCACCAGAGAUGGAUCUCCUCCAUACUUUGAGGAUUUGGACAUAAUGAGAAAAUCCAUGCACCUGGAAAAGCCAGUAAGGUCGACCAUCAAAUUAACGUGCAAGGCUGAAGGCAAUCCCAGGCCAGAGUUUACUUGGCUGAAAAAUGGACAUUCACUUCCACAAAGGCGAAGUCACAUAAAAAUGACUGAAUUGACCCAGGCAGACAGUGGAGCCUACACCUGUGUGGCUCGAAAUAGACUGGGACAAGUCAACUUUACAUAUGAUGUUGAGAUCAUAGAUGAAAUAAGUGAGAAACCAAAGUUGAUAGCUCCACAUCCCUUGAGUCAAAACGUCACUGUUGGCUCGCCUGUAACAUUCCAGUGCUUUAUAGAGAGUGGUGUCAAGCCAGAAGUCAAGUGGUUGAAACGACUUGAUCAUUCUGAAGCUAUUCCUCCUGCCAAUGUCAUUGAGUAUGACGGUGAGAGGUUCAUUGUGUUGAAAAAUGCUGGCGUUCUGCUGGAGAAACAAGAUGGACAUUAUUUAAAUAAAUAUGUGCUGUCUAAAGUUCAACCCAAAGAUGCUGGGACAUUUGUCUGUUUCGCCACCAAUAGAAGAGGAUUUACAACAAGACAAGCACAUCUAACUAUACGGCAAGGUCCAUAUGUAGUUGAAAACUCUGAAGAGGAGAUCGAAAAAGCAUUUAACAAUUCAUCCAACCAAUCAUCUGAGAGCGCAGAGACAAACUUGCCCCUUCUGAUUGGUUUGCCAUCUUGUGCAGUGCUCUUCUUCAUUCUUCUAGCCGUCUUUUUGAUGCAGAGAAACAACCGUUGCCAUCGCUCUGACAAUAGUGUGAAAAAGUCACCCCGACCUCCAGUGCCUCCGCAUGAAAGAGACGCUUUUUAUUACAGCAGCUGCCAGCAACAGCAGCAGCAGACGGUUAAUCCGCUGUUGACGUCCAGAGAAAAGCUCCCACCUAAAACUCCAACGCCUUCUAUGGACAUGACAUGUUCAGAGUUCUCUUCCGUUUCUAGAAAUCACCCACAGUACUAUAAUCCCAAUCAUGUGACUUAUGGAUACUAAGACAUUAAGCAGAAGAAAGCAAAUAAAAAAAAAAAACUUCAAGCAGCUAUAACCCAAGAUCUUUAGUCAAACAGAAGCUAACAUCAUCUUAGAUGUUUGUCAUUAUGAAUAUUCAAAGGCCUUGGUGUGACUUUGCCUCAUGCAUAGUAAAUAUAUUAUUAAGAAAAUCUUUCUGUCUACAGUCUUUGUAGAAUAAAGUGUUUCUUCUUGGGGGAAAAAAAAAGAUUCAUAAACAGUGCAAAUGCUUACGGCUGUGACUAUGAUUGGUUGAAUUCAUUUUUGUAACCAUGGCCAGCUGAAUCCAUUGCUGCUACCAUGGCUAUCUGUGCCUUCAAUGUCUUCACUAUUUUAAAAAUCCUAUAAAAAGAGGAGGCUACUUUUUGGGUUGACUCAUCCUGUUACAGGGGAAACUAAUUCAUCUCAAAGACUUCACUUUCAGAGUUUAAAUACUAAAUCAUUUCUUUUCUGAGAUGUGGACAUGAUUUGUAAAUAGUUUGUUGACAUGAACACUGAAGUUCAGUCUCGAAUAGAAAUUAAUAGUUUAAAAUAUCAAAUUUAUUUUUUUGUUGACAUUUUGCAAAUCUAAGAACAAUAAUGAAGAAAGACUUCUAAACAAUUAUUUAUGUUAGUAAAAAAAAAAAAAAAUCAAGAAUUUUUUGAAGUAAGCAGUGGUUUUUGUUUGUUUUAGUUAUUGAAUGUGACCCUAUUUAAAACGUAGUGAUGGCCUGUAACAGUACAGAGGAAUCUGUUUUGCAAAGCACUUUUUUUUAUAUUAUUAUGAAAAGCAGGAGCUAAUUAAUUUUAUGUCCAAAAUUUGUUUCUUAGGAAAAAAUUGUGUCCAGGUUUUUUAAAAUAUGGAGUAAAAACAAUGUUGCUGUAAACUUGACAGCCUGUUCAUUGCCAUUUUGACAGUCCCGGGUUCGAGUCCUGCAGCCACCCUCCCUUCCUGCCUUCCUGUGGGUGAGGAUAUAAUAAAUAUUCAAUGCUGAUGGAAGAUUCAAAACUUUUGAACAAAAGAAUAAAAAAAAACAAUUUUCCAAGCAAUCAUGUUCUACUUCAGUUUAGUAGGCCAGCGAUUUCAACAAGCUUUAAUUUCUAAUGAGCUGACAUUUGUAAAUAUACAGGUCAGUUUUAUUGACUUUUGUCCAUCUAAGUUGUCAGUUUAUACAUUUUAUAAUUUGUAUGUUUGCGUAAUAGAUUGUAAUAGAUUAUGUGUGUGCAAAUUUCGCAAUAUACAGAGAAACCUAUUAAUGAUUAUUUCAAAGUGACAGCUCAGGGGUUAAUGGAAAGCAGAAGUGAGCCAAAGAUAAUGUGUGUGUGUGUGUGUGUCCACUCAGCCAGACAUGUUAUACAUUUUAUGUUUUAGUUCGACCAGGCUAGAGGCUUUGUUAUGAUUUUAUGUCUCUACAUAAACAUCAGCUGUGCACAGCAGUCAUUCUUGUGGAAAUGAAAAGUGUGUGGGAGGCGGUCCAGCCAUUGUCCUAAAACAACAGGUGUGCCAGCAGCCAUGUCUGCCUGUGAUCAUACUUCAGUGUAUCUCACUUGUAGAUGAGGCUUUGGAAAACUUUUGAUACAAAAAUAAAUAUUUUUUUAAGAGUUAUCAAAAUGUUAUCACCGUCUUGAAUUGUAUUUUAUAUGAAAUUGAAAUGUCUGUUUUUAACCAAAUGGAUAGUUUAUUGAAAUAGAUGUUUAGUUGGUGUUAUGAAUGUUUUUUGUUUAAAAUGUAAAAUAAUUUGAUGAUGAAUGUACUGUGACUAGUAUGCUUGUAAAUAAUGUUUAUAUUUCUGAAAUGUUUAUUGUUAAUCAAAAAAUUUGACAAUGCUAUUGAUUUAUGUAGAUAAAGGAAACUUUGGUUUGACUCAUGAGUUAAAUGACAGUCAUCCCCAUCAUUCAUUACUGUUGUGUAAUGUCUGUGUUGUUGUUUCUAUUUGAAAUAUGUGUAGAGUUGAAAAUGGAGUAAGUACUGAAGUAGAAAGUUCACCAAAUGUUUGAUCCUUCCUAAGCAAGUAGACAUGUUUAACAAAAAAAAAAAAACAAAAAAAAGGCUCUUAUUUGGUCAGUAUUAGCUUGGCAGUUAUUUGAAAUAAUUAAGUUUGCUCAGUUACUGACCUACUUUUGAAAGUACAUAGUCUUAUGUAUCCUACUUUUUAUGCACAUUUAAAAUGGUCACUGAAAAGUGGAAGUUUUUAAUAUUUAGUAUCCUCAAUUUAUAGUUGGGUCUGUUUCCCAACUCACCCUCUUUGUGUUAAAGGAUCAUUCCCUGUGAAUUGACCUCCUUCUGACAACUGUUACAGUCACUUUUGAGGAUACUGGGUGGGUGGGUG